AUGUUGGGGUUGCUAUCAACAAUAUCUGCCCUUUCGGCACUCUUGUUCUCUAGCGCAUCAGCACAGCAGACAAGCUAUGGCAUUGGUGUUCCCAACAAUGUCACCUCCCUCCAGGGCACAUGGUCGACCGGUGCCGGUCACGUUUUGACCGGUAUCGACUUCUAUGACCCAGUGAAAAAUUCGUUCAUCUACCCAGUCACCGCUGGUCAAUCAUACAGUUUCACCGACGACGGCUUUUGGGAACAAGCACUCUACUUGUACAACACCAAUCCUGCCAAACCCAACUGUGUCUCUGCUCAGCUUAUCUGGCAACACGGCACCUACACUCUCAACUCGAACAACACGCUCACUCUCACCCCAUUCAAGGGUGAUGGCAGGCAGCAGGUCUCGGAUCGUUGUGCGGAGAAGAGCAACUACGUUCAGGGCUACGAUCAGCGAGAAUACAUGACCGGCUUUGAGAUCCACUUGGACACUCAUUACAACACUCCUGUCUACUACUUGAAGCUCUACCAAUUCGAUGGUAGUCCCAAACCACUGCUAUAUCAGGUCUUUGAUCCUCCGCAGAUGCUACCCACACAACCAUUGCACGAGGAGGUGAUUGGAGAGUUGAACAGCUCCUAA
Ustilago hordei is the source of this 621-nucleotide messenger RNA. RefSeq lists its product as uncharacterized. The transcript has a single exon. The record is from RefSeq and is a predicted model, not a curated record. Gene Ontology annotation, cellular component: endoplasmic reticulum membrane; endoplasmic reticulum. The coding region runs from base 1 to 621 and encodes 206 amino acids. Gene Ontology annotation, biological process: 'de novo' protein folding. Lineage: Eukaryota; Fungi; Basidiomycota; Ustilaginomycetes; Ustilaginales; Ustilaginaceae.